AUGAACGAACAACCCUGUUUUUUAUGGUCGAACUCUACAAUAGUACUGGCAUGGCUACAAAAGCCGGCAUACUCAUGGAUAACUUUUGUAGCGAAUUGUGUGGCUUUAAUAAAAGAGAAGGUUGGCAAUUGCAUUUGGAAUCACGUCAACUCCAAGGAAAACCCUGCCGAUCUAGCGUCCCGUGGUAUCACUGCUAUGGAAUUGGCAGAAAGCUCUUUGUGGUGGCAAGGUCCAACAUGGCUAAGACUCAUCCCUUUCCCAAGGCCAUCAUGCUCUGUUAAUUUUGAGACUAGUGAGGAAAUUCGUCCAGUGAAAUCACAUGUUACUCAAGUAUCACCAACAGAUUUUUUACUUCGCUUUUCGGAUCUACCACGAGCCAUGCGUGUAAUUUGUUAUAUUUUCGGUUUUUUCAUUUGUCCCACCCUACACAACGUCAAGGUCGACAAUACCCUAGUCAUGACCUUCGUCAAUCAGAAAUUUUGUUCGUUAGGACGAGACUCGUAA
Lucilia cuprina (Australian sheep blowfly) is the source of this 504-nucleotide messenger RNA. RefSeq lists its product as uncharacterized. Lineage: Eukaryota; Metazoa; Arthropoda; Insecta; Diptera; Calliphoridae. The transcript has a single exon. The record is from RefSeq and is a predicted model, not a curated record. The coding region runs from base 1 to 504 and encodes 167 amino acids.